AUGCCUCCGCCAUGGCCGCCGCCGCUCCCCCCGCGCCCGGCCGGUCCUCCGCUCGCCCUGCUGCUGCCCGCCCUGCUGGGCCUGGCCGGCCCGGCCCAGUCCUUCGAGCCCAUCAGCCUGGGCAUCGCCAUCGGGGCCGCCUCCGCCCUCACCGGAUACCUCUCCUACCCCGACUUCUACUGCCGCUUCGUCGAGUGCUGCCGCGACGAGCGGCCCCUCAACGCCACGGCAUUGAAAUCAGACCUGGAGGACAAGCUAUUUGGACAGCAUCUUGCCAAGGAAGUGAUUCACAAAGCGCUCACCGGCUUCAGGAACAACAAGAACCCCAAGAAACCACUGACCCUUUCUCUGCAUGGCUGGGCGGGCACCGGCAAGAACUUCGUUAGCCAGAUCGUGGCCGAAAACCUGCACUCGAAAGGCUUGAAGAGCAGUUUUGUCCACUUAUUCGUGUCCACCCUUCACUUCCCUCAUGAGCAGCAGACGAAACUAUAUCAGGAUCAGUUGCGGAAGUGGAUCCGGGGUAACGUGAGCACGUGUGCGAGCUCCGUUUUCAUAUUUGACGAGAUGGAUAAAUUGCACCCUGGGCUCAUAGACGCCAUCAAGCCAUUUCUAGACUACUACGAGCAAAUUGACGGAGUCUCCUACCGGAAUGCCAUCUUCAUCUUCCUCAGCAAUGCAGGUGGUGAUCUCAUAACCAAAGUGGCUCUCGACUUUUGGAAAUCAGGGAAGAAGAGGGAAGAAAUUCAGUUGAAAGACCUGGAACCUGUGUUGUCCGUGGGAGUUUUCAAUAAUAAACACAGUGGCUUAUGGCACAGUGGCCUAAUAGACCGAAACCUCAUUGAUUACUUUGUCCCGUUUCUGCCGCUGGAGUACAGACACGUGAAAAUGUGCGUGAGAGCGGAGAUGAAGUCCCGCGGCUACGGCGUGGAUGAAGAAAUCGUCUCGAGGGUCGCGGACGAGAUGACCUUCUUCCCGAAAGAUGAGAAAAUCUAUUCGGACAAAGGCUGCAAAACCGUGCAGACCAGGCUGGAUUUCCACUGAGCUUUUAAAACACUUUUUUUUUUUUUUUAACCGAAGGGCAAAGCUAAACGAGGGUCCGGACAGACACCUUUGCCCUUCCCAAGCACUUCUUGAGACCGUCUGUGGCGCGUACGCCUUUGCACGAUUUACCUUGGGGAAGCGCAAGGACGUCGGGGACGUGAUCGGGGAACUUGCCCCCCGUGGAAGGACUCGGCCCCAACCGUUCCCAUUUCAGCGGGGGGAGGAUUCGAACACUUUUUUGAGCGCCCCGCUCGUUGGCGGCCUCGGCUGUGGCCACUUAAGGGCACCUUAGCAGUUUACCCGAGGGGCUUGGUAAGCUCAAAGCCUCCGCGUAUUAGAAUCGUUGUAGCUUUUUAAUCGAAAGGGUCCGUUGGAACUUGCUUCCCCAGCCAGGCUACCAUUAGGCACGCUGUUGGCUUUGGGUGUAAAUUGUCGUCUGGAUUUUCCCGGUCUUUUUUCUGUUCUGUUCGCCCCCAAACUCCUACUGCUGUUAAAUCCAGACCGGGGCACUGCGAAAGCGGGAGCUCCGCCACUCUACCGGUCUCCGGCCUGAGUCUCUUGACUUGAAAGGGGACGUUGAGAAUGGAUUGUCGCCUCUCGGCAGGCGGGCAGCAGGAUUAACCCGCAACAGAGGAUCCCGUAGAGGCCAAACUCAGCCCGACCCCCCCUUGCAUCCAUGCUUAGGGUCAAACUGGGGCCACCCCAGAGUUGAACCCUUCCUUUUAAGCCAUUUCUGAUUGGUGAGCUGGGCGUCCAGGGCUGGGGCAGGAGACUCCACUACCGAAAAUACACAGAAGCGCCUUAAAGGCUGCAUCUGAACACUACCGGCUCCGCUCGGGGUGAUUUAAACCACGCGACUUCAGCGACGGGGGCGUCCAGUGGUCGGGGAGACUAACCUCUCCCACGCGGCACGGGAGGACAACUCCUCUUUGGUCCCUUUGCCCAUUUUAGCUGCGCGGUGGUAAUUUUUUACCGGCCGACUGCCGGCACCCCCAUCUCUCCCUCCUUCCCGUUCUGAUGUAUACAUCCUCUCUCUCAACUUCAAGCCCCACACCCGGAGUCCCGGCCCAGCUUUACCCGAGAGAAAUCAAAACGAGGGCAGUGGAUUUGAAAUUAGGUCACUACUCGCCGGAGAAACAUUUCUGACUGUUACUAUUUACAUAGGAAUGCUUUCGUUUGCCUCACCGAUCGAGUAGGAAAUCCACGGAUCUCAUUCAUGAGAGUUGACUCGUGCUUUAAGUGUCGCUUCAAGCCAGAUUGCUACACAGCUGAAAUCGGGAUAUUUUUAGGGUGUAUUUUUGAUACUGUUUUAUAAAUUUACGUAGACAGUAGGAGAGUGCUAAUUUUAAGCAAGGGGGAGCCGAGGGAUGAGGUAAAAUGCAUUUGCUUUCUCCUAGAGUUAUCUUAAAAGUGAAUUUAUUUUUGGCUUGCCUUACACAAUGACAGAACACUUGUAGGUCGACUACGGUCAAUUUGGAGCUUCUGCCAGUUCCCAGAAUAAGCUGAAGAACUGGGGCUGAUAGAAAUUCAGUGCCCGGUUCCUUGGGAAAUAAACCUUAGACUCCAGUGAACGUGCAUCACUAGAAACCUAUAGUUUUGGUGCAACUGGGGCCUAACUUUGGAGAUGUGAAUCUUUUCGGAGUUACUGCAUAAACAAGUCUUAUACGUCGAAGACUGUGAAAACUGGCUUGUCAAAUAAACCAACGCAUUGCUUUUUUUUAUGCUCGCGUACAGAAUGUGGUAGACUGGAGACAUUAGUUACGUUAAUUUUAAAAUGUUGUACGACCGGUCGCAAUAGCGAGGUUUUCCCUGUUUACUAAUGAUGCAAUAAACUCCACACACGAGUAACCUUG
This is a messenger RNA of Ornithorhynchus anatinus (platypus), 2894 nucleotides long. It is a transcript of the gene TOR1B, whose product is annotated as torsin family 1 member B. Gene Ontology annotation, molecular function: ATP binding; kinesin binding; ATP hydrolysis activity. The record is from RefSeq and is a predicted model, not a curated record. The coding region runs from base 1 to 1041 and encodes 346 amino acids. Gene Ontology annotation, biological process: nuclear membrane organization; protein localization to nucleus. Gene Ontology annotation, cellular component: endoplasmic reticulum lumen; endoplasmic reticulum; nuclear envelope. NCBI's taxonomy places the organism in Eukaryota, Metazoa, Chordata, Mammalia, Monotremata, Ornithorhynchidae. The transcript is spliced from 5 exons.